AAAAUUAGUAUAAAAACCUUUAAUUAUUAACAAUUAGUUAUCAGUUCAGUAAAAUCUGUAAAACUAAACAAAUCAAACAAAAUGUUCAAAUUCUUCGUUUUGUGUUUAUUCGCUGUUAUUGCCUUAGCUGCCGCUAAACCCGGUAUUGUGGCUCCUUUGGCUUACUCGGCUCCCGUAGUAGCUGCUGCUCCCUACACUGCUGCUUAUACCACACCUUACGCUGCUGCUUACACUGCUCCUUAUGCUGCUGCCUAUUCUGCUUACUCUGCCUUCCCCUAUGCUGCUUCUCCUUAUGUAGCUGCUCCUUAUACUGCUGCCUAUUCUGCAUAUCCUUAUGCUGCUUCUUACUUGUUGCGCAAGUAGAUUUAGAAUUGAAGGCUUUGUUGAUAUUGAAAGAGUGCAAAGAAUUUGUUUAUGGAAUUUAUAUGACUGAUGAAAAAAAAAAAAAAAACACCAAAUAAAUAAAUUUACUCUUAUAGAGUGAAAUUUUGUUUAAAACGAA
Messenger RNA from Lucilia sericata (common green bottle fly), 502 nucleotides. Its product is annotated as vitelline membrane protein Vm26Ab-like. The transcript is spliced from 2 exons. The record is from RefSeq and is a predicted model, not a curated record. The coding region runs from base 82 to 363 and encodes 93 amino acids. Lineage: Eukaryota; Metazoa; Arthropoda; Insecta; Diptera; Calliphoridae.